CCGCUCUGCUGCUCUACAUCACAGCUACUGUUUCCCACUCUUCUCUCCUCCACUCAGCUUCGCUCCUCUUCUCUUUGCUUCUCUCCACUCAUUCAGACCGCAUGCUCCCCGUCAUCUCUGGCACUGUUGGGUCUGCGUGGCCAGUGGAAGUGGACCCGGACACCCUGUAUGGUCUGAAGGUGUUUUCCCGUUCCUGUGGAUCUGUGGGGAGGGGAGGGAGGGCAGGGAGGGGGUGCAGGUGAAGGGCUCCGUGUCGGGGGAAACAGGUUGCGCGGCUUUGCGGCAAGAGCUGAGGAGGGUCAUGCUUAAUGAGUUAAGAGGAUUUCGGACAGAGACCACUCUUGCAUCGCAGCCCCAAUGUGGGGCCCUUUUCCGGAUGGCGGGAACGUCCGGCCGGGAGCGACGAACCAGCUGGAUGCUCCUCGGCCACUCAACUGGACCAUACGGAAACUGUGUCAUGCAGCUUUCCUUCCGUCUGUGCGCCUGCUUAAGGCACAGAAAUCAUGGAUAGAAAGAGCUUUCAGCAAGAGAGAAUGUGUGCACAUUAUUGUAAGCACCAAAGACCCCCAUAGGUGCUGUUGUGGCCGUCUAAUUGGUCAACAUGUUGGCCUGCCCCCCAGCAUCUCAUCCAAUCAGAAUGAGAAGUCAGAUCGUGUGCCAAAGAAUGACAGCUUGUCAGAGAAGUGGUCCAUCAGCAAGCACACCCAGCUCAGUCCCACUGACGCCUUUGGAACCAUUGAGUUUCAGGGAGGUGGACACUCCAACAAAGCAAUGUAUGUACGAGUGUCUUAUGACACUAAGCCAGACUUACUGCUGCAUCUGAUGACGAAGGAGUGGCAACUGGAGCUUCCCAAGCUGCUCAUCUCUGUUCAUGGAGGACUUCAGAACUUCGAGCUGCAGCCCAAACUCAAGCAAGUCUUUGGCAAGGGUCUCAUCAAGGCUGCCAUGACCACUGGGGCCUGGAUCUUCACUGGGGGAGUUAACACUGGAGUCAUCAGGCAUGUUGGUGAUGCUCUGAAAGACCACGCUUCCAAAUCGAGGGGGAAGAUCUGUACUAUUGGCAUUGCCCCCUGGGGGAUUGUGGAGAACCAGGAAGACCUGGUGGGCAAAGAUGUGGUCCGGCCGUACCAGACAAUGUCUAACCCUCUUAGUAAGCUUACGGUACUCAACAGCCUACACUCCCACUUCAUUUUGGCUGAUAAUGGCACCACCGGAAAGUAUGGAGCGGAAGUCAAACUGCGCAGACAGCUAGAGAAACACAUCUCUCUGCAAAAGAUCAACACGCGGAUCGGACAGGGUGUUCCAGUGGUGGCUUUGAUAUUGGAGGGGGGUCCUAAUGUGAUCUCUAUCGUACUGGAGUACCUGAGAGACACUCCUCCAGUGCCUGUGGUGGUGUGUGACGGCAGCGGUCGGGCCUCUGACAUCCUGGCCUUUGGGCACAAGUACUCAGAGGAAGGCGGAAUCAUAAACGAAUCUCUGAGAGACCAGUUAUUAGUCACCAUUCAGAAGACGUUUACAUACAGUCGGACACAGGCCCAGCAUCUCUUCAUCGUUCUGAUGGAGUGCAUGAAGAAGAAAGAACUGAUAACAGUGUUUCGAAUGGGAUCAGAGGGACACCAGGACAUUGAUCUGGCUAUUCUAACAGCUCUUCUGAAAGGGGCCAAUGCAUCAGCUCCAGAUCAGCUGAGCCUGGCUUUGGCCUGGAACAGAGUUGACAUUGCUCGGAGCCAGAUCUUCAUUUACGGACAGCAGUGGCCUGUGGGCUCUCUAGAGCAAUCUAUGCUGGACGCACUGGUGCUGGACAGAGUGGACUUUGUGAAGCUGUUGAUUGAGAAUGGAGUGAGCAUGCACCGUUUCCUGACACUGUCCAGACUUGAAGAGCUCUAUAAUACGAGGCAUGGUCCAUCCAACACCUUGUACCACCUUGUCAGAGAUGUGAAAAAGCAAGAAUAUCCAGGGUUCAGUUGGAUCUACCUCAAGGGUAACCUGCCCCCUGACUACCGCAUCAGCCUGAUUGACAUCGGAUUGGUAAUUGAAUACCUCAUGGGCGGAGCCUAUCGCUGCAAUUACACCAGGAAGAGAUUUCGGACCCUCUAUCACAACCUUUUUGGACCCAAAAGACCAAAAGCCCUGAAGCUGCUUGGAAUGGAGGAUGACAUGCCCAUUAGGCGAGGACGUCAGAAGACCACACGGAAGCGAGAAGAGGAAGUAGACAUUGACCUGGAUGACCCAGAAAUCAAUCAUUUCCCUUUCCCAUUCCAUGAGCUGAUGGUUUGGGCAGUGCUGAUGAAACGGCAGAAGAUGGCCCUGUUCUUCUGGCAGCAUGGCGAGGAGGCCAUGGCUAAAGCACUGGUUGCCUGUAAGCUAUGUAAGGCGAUGGCCCACGAAGCGUCAGAAAACGACAUGGUAGAUGACAUUUCACAGGAACUCAAUCAGAACUCAAGGGAGUUUGGUCAGCUGGCUGUUGAGCUACUAGAUCAGUCCUAUAAGCAGGAUGAACAGAUGGCCAUGAAGCUGUUGACCUACGAGUUGAAGAACUGGAGUAAUGCCACCUGUCUGCAGCUGGCAGUGGCUGCCAAGCACAGGGACUUCAUCGCCCACACCUGUAGCCAGAUGCUUCUCACUGACAUGUGGAUGGGACGUCUGCGCAUGCGCAAGAACUCUGGCCUGAAGGUUAUCUUGGGCCUACUUCUCCCCCCUUCCAUACUGAGUCUUGAAUUUAAAAAUAAGGACGAGAUGUCAUAUAUGCCUCAGGAUCAGGACACCUACCUGCAGGAGAAGGAUGUGGAUGAACCCGAGAAACAAGCUAAAGAAAAAGAGGAGGAGGACAUGGAGUUCACAGUAAGAUCUUACUGUGAGACGCAGUACAACUCCGUGGCCAUGCUGGGAAACGUCAGUACAGAAGCUUCACGUAAGAAACAGGUGGUGGAGGUUCAGAACCGUCAUCGGCUGAUUCCACUGGGUCGCAAAAUUUACGAGUUUUACAACGCCCCUAUCGUCAAGUUCUGGUUUCACACGUUGGCCUAUGUAGGGUACUUGAUGCUCUUCAACUAUAUUGUGCUAGUGAAGAUGGACCUGUGGCCCUCUCCUCAGGAGUGGAUUGUUAUUGCCUACAUCUUCACUAAUGGCAUAGAGAAGAUGAGAGAGAUCCUCAUGUCAGAGCCGGGGAAGCUCCUGCAGAAGGUGAAAGUGUGGCUACAGGAGUACUGGAACGUCACUGACCUCAUGGCCAUCCUCAUCUUCUCCAUUGGGAUGGUGCUUCGCCUACAAGACCCGCCCCUGAUGAGCUAUGGGAGGGUCAUUUACUGCGUCAAUAUCAUUUAUUGGUACAUACGACUGCUUGAUAUCUUCGGAGUGAACAAAUACCUGGGUCCAUACGUCAUGAUGAUUGGCAAGAUGAUGAUUGACAUGAUGUAUUUUGUGAUAAUCAUGCUGGUGGUGCUGAUGAGUUUCGGGGUGGCGCGGCAGGCAAUUCUCAAUCCCAAUGAGGACCCAUCCUGGAUGCUGGCACGCAACAUCUUCUUCAUGCCAUACUGGAUGAUCUACGGAGAGGUGUUUGCUGACCAAAUUGACCAUGUGAAUAGUAGGAAGCUACAGCACAAAGUGAAUGAAAAACUCUGGCUGGUCGAAAAUUACUUUCGCACUCAUGGACCUGGGCGUAGCAGUGGUCCAUCCCAUAUAGCUCCAUGUGGUCAGAACAUCACGACAGAGGAUGGAGCCAUCGUGACUCUCCCACCCUGCAAAACCGGAGCUUGGAUUGUCCCCGCCAUCAUGGCCUGCUACCUGCUGGUGGCCAACAUCCUUCUGGUUAAUUUGCUCAUUGCUGUCUUUAAUAACACAUUCUUUGAAGUAAAGUCCAUCUCCAACCAGGUGUGGAAGUUCCAGAGGUACCAGCUAAUCAUGACCUUCCAUGAGCGUCCUGUCCUUCCUCCUCCUCUCAUCAUCUUUAGCCACAUAACUAUGGUCCUCAAGCACCUCUGCUGUCGCUGGAGGAAGCAUGAUGAGGAUGAGCGCGACUAUGGGCUGAAGCUCUUCAUUACUGAAGAUGAACUGAAGAAGGUACAUGACUUUGAAGAGCAGUGUAUGGAGGAGUAUUUCAGGGAGAAAGAUGAUCGCUUCAAUUCCUCCAAUGACGAGAGGAUACGUGUGACAUCUGAAAGGGUAGAGAACAUGGCGAUGCGUCUGGAGGAGGUGAAUGAGAGGGAACAUUUCAUGAAAGCGUCCCUGCAGACUGUGGACAUCCGGCUCGCUCAGAUGGAGGAGAUGAUCGGCCGCAUUGCUGUGGCACUGGAGCGGGUUGCUGGUAUGGAUCGAGGCGAAGUCAACAAAGCCCGGUCCAGGACAUCAUCUGACUGCACAGAUACAAAUUACAUCCUGCGCCAGAGCAGUUUCAACAGCCAAGAAGGCAAUUCCUACAGGCUACAGGAGUCUCUGGAGCAGGGUGGCGAGGAGUCCAUUUCUCCUACAUCUCCAACCGCUCUGGCCCCACGUGUCCGCAGUCACUCCUUCUACGUGAGCCACUCUUCCAAAGAUAGGAGUGGAGCAGAUCGGGGGGAAGGCUUCUUUAAAGAUAGACUGUUCAGCCUCCAUCGGGCCAACAGCUCACAGUCUGUGUCCUCGGGAGCAGGUCCCAAAGAGUCCAAGCCCACACCUCUGAAUACUUUAUCUGUGCAGCAGCAACUUCGCCCUUCUUCCUGCAUAGACAUCUAUGUUUCUGCCUCAGAGGACAUCCCGCCUACUGAGAGCUUCUUGGAGCCGGUCCGGACAGUUCCAACUCUUGCUCGAGACUCAUCUCUACAUUCUGAGAUCAUGGAGGCCGUGCUCUCAGGGGGGCGAGACUGCAGUGGUAGGGCAGGGGGCAGCGAAAGACAGUCGGACGGUACGGUCCUAUAUGAGGACAGCGCCGCCGCUGACCUAUCACUCUGCUCUGCCCACCUGCUGCCAGAUAACUUGCCCCCCUGGGACCUGGACCCCUCGCCGCCGCCAUCAGCUGGCAUGCUGGAGCGGUCCAAGAGCAGUCGCUUCCUAUCCGCAGCAGGGCCUCUGUUUCUGGAUGAGCCAUCGAUGGUUAAGUCGCAUAGCCUGAUGUUCACUUCACGUGGUUACUAUGGCGGCAUGGGUGUGCAGGUGAAGGCAGCCGAAUAUACCAGCAUCACAGAUUGCAUAGACAUCCGUUGCGUCUCUACCCCUUAUCCUGUCCCAGAGCGGUCUGACUCCCCCGGAGGCUCUUUCACAUUCGAUAAGCCUCAGGACCUUGGCGUCUCGCACCCUGAGAGAGACGCCGAGCUCAGUCACGCCGAGUCUGAUCCAGAGGAACUGGCAGAGGGCUCUGCAGAUACAGGUAAGGGGGGUCAAAGUAGCAGUAGCGGGGGAAUGGGCACAGACCUGGGCCUGGGCCUCGCACCGGGCCCGUUUUGCUCACCGACCUCUAGACUAGAACGAGCAAACAGCUGCUCCUCCUCGGAGGAGUCGCACUCCAACAUCUACUCUCGAAAGAGCUUCUCCAUAAGUGAGAGAAUGGACAAGGGCCGUGGGAGCUCGAAGAAUCCUUUCCAGAAGGCCAGAGCCGGGGCAAGACUGGAGGGUAAAACAGACUCGCUGUCCAUGAGGAAACUGGCCAAACCCUCAGCGUUCCAAAGUUUUGACAGCAGACACAAUUACACGUGAUGAUGUCAGACCAGUAGUGAUGGCAUUGUAGAUCUAGUUCCUGUAGGGUGGCUCUACCUCGUUUAAAAUCCAAGGGCCAGUCCGUUAAUUAGUACUGUCUGAUUGAGUAAUUAGCUGUACACUGGAAUGUUUUAUAAUGGGUAUCAAAUUGCUGUUAAUUUCCUAUUGUAACACUGCAAUGCAAAGUCACAUUUUCUUUAGAACUCAUAAAUUCAGAACUUGACCACUGCCAUUAGGCCAACAUUAGUUCCAGUUCCCUCAAACUCGAAAGUGCUCUGAAAGUGCUAUUGGGGCUAUAUUCAUAAUUAGGGGAAACUUUGAGAUUAAAAGCCUAUUAACACCAAGACGACCGUUUGGUACGAAAGUUUGGUGCGAUAAACAUUUUCAUUCGAAUGAAUGGCUGUCAAU
This is a messenger RNA of Rhinichthys klamathensis goyatoka, 6075 nucleotides long. RefSeq names its product transient receptor potential cation channel, subfamily M, member 3 (gene trpm3). Gene Ontology annotation, molecular function: monoatomic cation channel activity. The record is from RefSeq and is a predicted model, not a curated record. Bases 358 to 5667 code for a protein of 1769 amino acids. The transcript is spliced from 27 exons. Gene Ontology annotation, cellular component: membrane. Gene Ontology annotation, biological process: protein tetramerization; monoatomic cation transmembrane transport. Lineage: Eukaryota; Metazoa; Chordata; Actinopteri; Cypriniformes; Leuciscidae.